Venturia canescens is the source of this 2822-nucleotide messenger RNA. RefSeq names its product phospholipase A1 1-like. Gene Ontology annotation, molecular function: lipase activity; carboxylic ester hydrolase activity. Lineage: Eukaryota; Metazoa; Arthropoda; Insecta; Hymenoptera; Ichneumonidae. Gene Ontology annotation, biological process: lipid catabolic process. The transcript has 6 exons. Bases 611 to 1891 code for a protein of 426 amino acids. The record is from RefSeq and is a predicted model, not a curated record.
GGACAUGCUUGUGAGACAGCUUCUAUACACAUUUUUUUCUGCCAAAUUCUCAAUUGCAGGUGGAAGUAUAACGAAAUUUAGAAAGAACACAUUUUCAUUUUGACGUUUCGUUCAGAAAACUUUUCUGAUGUUCUCACUUUUCUGAGCCUAUUUUUUCACCCUUCGGUCAAUUUUUAUCGAAGGUUAAAGAUCUGAAUGUCAACGGUUUGAAGGGUCUCGUAAAAUGUAUCUGGAUAUAAAAAUACUAAAACGGCGAUCGUAUGUGAAGCAAUUUUUCCUCUAGAAGUUGUGAAGAUUUUUAUAGAUCAACGACAGGAAGAACUUUAUUCAUGACUGGAGCGAGACGAGGACUUUAAACGCCUCUCUUAAGUGGAACCGGUACUUUGCUCUGAUGUCAAUAUCACUGAACUGAUUCACAUCCUAAUCGAUUAAUAAGCGAAUGUAAAACGGAAGUUAUUUUCCUUAUUCUCCGCACUAAAUGGCGCAAGAUCGUGCGUCGUUGUCUUAUCGUGGUCAGCGGAUUUGUUUUUUUCUUGUUUGAAGCUGACGAGAGAAUCCAUUAAUAUCAUUUUUGAACUAGUUCUUCUCUCGAACAGUCGUGAAAAUUUCUAUGAAAAUGAAAUUCGUUAAGCAUUUUGUGUUUUUAAUGAAUAUUUUUGUAAUCGUUAAAGGUGAAAAUCAUGUGAACGAAAGUUUGUCGGAAUUCGUCCCGAGCAACAGCAGUGAUUACGCAAUAGCUUGGGCGAACGGUUCGGUCAUAAGAUUGAACUCGAGUUUGCUUGAUCAUCGAGUCGGAUUUACUCCAAUCGAUUGUUUUGGACUCGGAUCAACGGUCGCUGAAACAUUGCAAUGGUUGUUCGCCGUCCAAGGAGAUCCCGCAAAGGCGAACGACGUCCGGUUCUAUUAUUCAUCGAGAAAACAGCGGCAACGAGUGCGUUUGAUUACGGGUGAACAAUUCGGUCUCGAAUGGACGGACUUCAACGUUGAACGAAGAACCGUGUUUAUAGUUCACGGCUUCUUAUCGAGCGCGAGUCAGGCUUGGGUCAAGCGCAUGGAGGAGGCGUUUCUUCUGUGGGACGAUGUUAAUGUAGUAGCGGUCGAUUGGUCUGCGAGAGGAAAUAGCUACAAUUAUGUCAAAGCAGUCGUCAACACACGUACGGUCGGCAACGAGAUCGCGAGAUUACUCCACCAGAUCGUCAAUACGACGAUAGCUGCGACUGGGCCGUCCGCUCGGAAAUUGGGUCCGCUCCAUAUGGUUGGGCACAGUUUAGGGGCCCAUAUUUGUGGUUUUGCAGCUAACGCCUUUCAGAGAAGACAAAGUGUGUGGAAAGUCAGCAGAAUUACGGGACUGGAUCCAGCGAAUCGAUGCUUCAGUAACGUCAGAGCGUCGUUGCGACUGAAUACGGAGGAUGCUGCAUUCGUUGAUAUUAUUCAUACGAAUGGCCGGUCGGACGAAUUAUUUUCUUUUGGAUCCCCUCAAUCCAUAGGCCACGUGGAUUUUUAUCCAAACGGUGGAAAAAGACAACCUGGUUGCUCGUUACACAAAGGCCUAUUGCCCGAAAUUGUAACGGCUCCGCAGACAGGCAUAUGCAGCCACGGAUAUUCCUACGCCUAUUUCACGGAUUCAUUGAUCUCUGCGAGCUCGAAAAACUGCACAUUUUGGGCCCAUCGGUGGGACCGAUCCUAUCGACGUGCGUUGCAGCUAAUAUCAGAAGUUUGUAACCCGAAUAACUGCACAGAAAUGGGCAUAAAUGCUGAAAAGUAUUCUCAGCGUGGUACUUUUUUCGUUGCGACGUCACGAGCCCCACCGUUCUGUGUCACUGACGCCGAAAGCAGAGAAGAAGUACGACAGCAAUUGCAGAUUGAUUAUGCCAGUGAAAUACUCGAUUGAACGCUAGAGAUCAUCGCGAAUCCGAGUAAGAAUCUACUUCGUUCUACUGAGAUCAAAUACUCGAACCACUUGAUUUACGAUCGAACCUGUCGACGAUGAGCACCGUAACCAACGCCAUUCUAUUUUUCACCGAUAGAAAAUCCGACAUUCCUCACCUCUUCUCUUCUUCAUAUAUCUAGAGACGUGACAGCGUCUUGACGGCUAGUAAAGUAUUUUAAAAAAUCGUUCGACCGAAUGCGGAAAGACGUGCAGCGUAUCUUUGCCGAGGAUUGAUCGUUAAAUAUUAAAAUAUGCAAAUCCGUUUACUAAGAAAAGUUGGCUGCUUUGAUGUCGAUAAUCGAUAAUAACCGACAAAACGGACGGUGUCGGAGCUCAUAAUUCCACAAAAAUUAUAGUAGAGUACUAAAAAGUUCAGGAAAAUCAAAAUCUCUAAACAACAGAAGUUCAAAUCGAACCGCGAUCGAUUUCAUAUCUUGAUAUCCAAACUUGUUUAUCUAGACAAAUACCGAGACAAAUACAUUUAUAUAACGAGUCGCCGCCAGAGAAUCUGCACCAGAGCAGUAAUGUUUCCAAUUGUUUUCGAAAAUUUUCAACAUUUGUUUAUUUAAUAAUUAAUUAAUUAAAUAAUAGUUCAGAGAAUACUGUAAGUUGACGUAUUUUUUAUUCUUUAUUUAUUUCGAUUUUUGACGAAACGAGGCAUGUCUCGAAACGAUCAAUGCUUUGAAUUUUGCGAGAUGCUCGUCCUUCGCACCGAGAGACUCUUGCGUAACUCACGGAACGCGAUAUAUUACUAUGCAAAUUACAGAAGACAAAAGAUGUUUUUACAAAUCGCGAUGUCGUUCCCAUAACUGCAGCAUCCUUGUCGCUUAUGAAUAAAUAACUGUCAAUAAUAUGUAACGAAGAAUGAAAAUACACGUGUAUGCAAAUGCAA